CCUAAUUUAGAGUUUCUACCUUUUUGCAGGCUUACACGCACCACGUGCAGCAUACUGAAACAACACCGGGCAGCUCAGCAGGGACUGGCAUCCCUACGUUCCAUUUUCCCCCAGCCAACAGUGUGGCUGCCCCAGCAGAUCCCUUGGUUCAGCUCUUCUGGGAGCAGCUGAUGCAGCAGAAACUCUUGCACCCACUCCCUUUGGCUCCCCUCCCUGCAAAGCACUAAAUAUGUCUUUCCCACGCGGCCGCUGAGCUCCACUGGCCCAGAGCCCAUGAGCACUAAAUUGUCUUUCUGAUUCAAUUAAUCCAGCAGAAUUCCACCAGCCCAUUGCCCCCCACCUCGUCCCAUGGAAGCCUAGGAUUCCACCAAGACUCAAAGAGUACCAUCCUCCUUCACUGACACUUGCAGCACAAGACACUUGCUGAGAGGGUCUGUUCCAGACACCAAAACAUAUCUCAGGAAAAACAGCAACAUUUUGCAAGGCUCAAGGACUUCCAGUACAUCAGUGGCAGGCCAAGAAGGAGCAACUCUUCUACUGCUAUGAAAGGAAACCACUAAGCCCUACCCCUGUACCAUUAACUAUUGUCCUCUACAAGAUCUGGAAAACAUGAAGGCUGUAGCCCUCUUCAUUUGUCUUGUAGGACCAGUUUUUGCUAUUCCAAGUGAAUAUAUUCAUUCUGAAGCCUCAAAGGAAGAGAACACAGGGUAUGUAGACAAGGGUGAUUUGCUGCUUACUCCCAGAAACUUAAAACCAGGCUCUGAAGACAGGGAUGAGCCCCAGACCAUUAGGAAACAAGGAAGAACUGGGAGCGAGCAUCAAGUGAAAAACAGCCUGAAAAGCAUCGAUUUCCUUGUACUGCACAAUAAACUAGGUUUGGCUUCUGAUAACCAGGACAGUGACUCUGGGAGCAGCAGCAGAGAACAGUCCAGCUCUGAGCACGACCAGCUCAGGAAGCAUGAGAAACACGGGAACACGGCAAACCGACACCUUCCAGGCCAUGCAGAACACCCACUGGGCGCUUUCAGCCUUCAUCAUGAGCAUAACAUGUGGAAAUAUAACAAAAAUGCUGUUGGCCUGUCCAAAAAAAACAGUGAAAGCGAUGAAGAAGAAAGCAUGGAAGAAGAGGAUGAGAAAUGGGAUGAAGAAACUGAUUACAGAGACACAAAGCACAAAGACCAUCAGACACGUCAAGGUGACCAAUACAAAAGACAGCAACAUGAGAACAGCAUGCAAUUAGAUGAACUCCUGAGAGAUUCCAGCCAACCAACCUGGAAAACCAAGAGACACAGCAAGAAAUUUGACCUAGAGGAAGAAGAGAGGGAAAACAGGAAGAAGUCCUAUAAAGAAGAAAUCCCCCUCUCUCAAAAAACCCGUAAUGAAUAUCAGGAUGGCAAACAGCAAAAUCAAGAGAGAAAAUACAAUAUUCAAGUGAACUAUCAGAGUGAUCAUGACACAGUGGUGAAAAUAAAAGAUAGGGAAGACAGUAAUGAUGAUGACGGUCACGACAGUGGUGACAUUGAUGGUGAGGAGUAUCUCAGCAAUACCUGGAAAGAAACAGCCUAUGAGGAAGAGGAGAGAAUCCAGAGUAACGACCAGGAGAACACCAGUACUGAGUCUGAAGGGGAAGGAACCACUGAGGAUGACACUGCAGUUCGCAAAGAGACUGAGGAUUACCAAAUUGUCAAGAUUAAAGACCUUGCUCCCUCUGAACAAGAUGAUCAUGAGCCACCUGAUUCUGACAACAAGCAGCAACUGAAAAUGAGUAGCUCCAUUCAGAACAUGAAUUCAAUGGACAGUGAAGAUAAGGUUAAGAUUACAAACAGUUCCCGUGGUGAGAUGGAAAGUGUCAGCAACAGGAAUGAGCAGGCUCUCCUUGGACUGCCAGACAGGUGUCGGAACUUCCACUGCAAAAGAGGCAAAGUCUGUCAUGCAGACAAACAAGGGGAACCCCACUGCAUUUGCCAAGAUCCUGCUGCUUGCCCUCCCACCGAAGACUAUGAGCAUGUUUGUGGUACAGAUAACAAGACUUAUGACGGCACAUGUCAACUCUUUGGUACCAAAUGUCAACUGGAAGGGACAAAAAUAGGACGCCAGCUGCACCUAGACUAUAUGGGCUCCUGCAAACACAUCCCUCCCUGUACUGAUUAUGAAGUGGAUCAGUUUCCCCUCCGGAUGCGGGACUGGCUUAAGAACAUCCUUAUUCAAUACUACGAACGUGACCUGAGCACUUCUGGGAUUCUAACCGAAAAGCAAAGGAAUAAGGUAAAAAAGAUCUACCAGAAUGACAAGCGCCUUGUGGCUGGUGACCACCCGGUUGAGCUGCUCCUGCAUGACUUUGAGAAAAAUUACCACAUGUAUGUGUAUCCUGUGCACUGGCAGUUUCACCAGCUUGAUCAGCACCCUGUUGACAGAUUAUUAACACACUCGGAGCUCGCACCCUUGAGAGCCUCCCUUGUUCCCAUGGAACACUGCAUAACCCGUUUCUUCCAAGAGUGCGAUGGAGACCAGGACAAACUCAUCGCUUUGAAGGAAUGGUGCCACUGCUUUGGGAUUAAGGAAGGUAAGCCCAAAAGAAUAGGCAGAUGUACCUGACAGAAUGUUCCCACCAAGAACAUUACUCACACCUCAACAAAAGAUCUGAGGCAAAGAAAUUGUAAGCAGAAGCCCAUGGCUACUGUGCCGAGAGGAAAACAGAACACUAAUAACAAGACUGCAAAAGGUCAACAAGGGUUAAAGGUUAACAACAUAGCACAGGUUAAUCCCAGAAGAGUUAUGGGACAGAAGGCAUUUGGCCAAACAGGACUGAAGAAAUGUGUUCAAAAUCCUACUAGCAAGUCCCUAAUUUUAAGCAGAGGCUGAUUCUAGUCAGAAGUCAGACACACGGAACCUUUGCUCUUCCCAGAAUUUUUCAAGCUCUUCUGAUGACAUUUUACCAGUCAUGAAGGACUAAAGCUGCAAGGACUUAUCUAAGUACAUGUAUACUUCUGCCAGUGAUUGCUCAUUCAUAGCAUCAGUCACUUUAUUGAUAGUGAUACAGCAUAAAAAUGUCUCUUUGGCAUAAAAUGUUAAUAAUGUUUUCUUCAUCUUUGUUGCAGAGGACAUAAAUGAAAAUCUCCUUUUCUGAGCCCGGCUGAACAGACUCCCACUACUGCACUAAAACUGAUGAAUCCUGCUUACUUCUGUAAUUAACAGCUGAACAGCUUUCAAGAAAAUGGUGGAAUAAGGUUCACUGAAUUCUUAUCAAACAACCCAAGUGCACAAAAUUUCUACAUUCAUUAACAGCAGAAAAAUGUAACUACUUCAUAGCUAAAAAAAAAGUGUUUCCCCCCACAUGUAUCCAUGAUCUUUCUGAACCAAUAAAUACUACUAACCUAGUGACUAAGCUGUUCACAAAACUCUUCAGCAGAAUUAUAGAACGUAGAUUUUAUCACUCACUGAAAUGGGACCUGUUUCCUUUAUUUACUGUAUUGUCAACUUAACACACUGCAUAGAAGUCUCAAAUAAAAUAGAAGUCUAUUGGAUAUACGGGUAUUCUCACAACUUUGUUGAAGAAAAUUGUGUUUAUUUCACCUCUGCCCAUCUUUUGCUCUCAUCAAGAGAGGCACAAUUCAAGCAUAAAAAAAAACCAGGACAGGAUGAGAUUAUUCCUGAAUCUCCAUAAAUUUGUGAUUUUAAGGUAAGCACUUCACUGAAAACAUUCCAGGCAUAUUCUGCUUUAAGGAAAAAGCCCAAAAUUCUAUUCCUACAAAGGAUGAUCAGCAAACACCUUUCACCAGAACCACGUCACCUCUCCAAAGAAAAGAAGAUGGGAGUCAGAAAUGCUAUUUUGGUAGCUUAAAUAGUGGAAGUCCCAUCCCCCUCUGCUAAUUUGCCCUGGAAGCAGCACAGGCUGAUAAUCGUAGUCCAACGCCAGGCUGAUGCCCUGGGAUACAAUGAAUCAAGCUGUGAUUAUUUUCAACAAAAGAACUUCUUAUACAAACCAGAGAUUACUUCCUAGCAGUGGCAGUUUUUUUUUUUCCAUAAUCCUGACUUGCUGCUCACUUCACAUUCUGCAACAUUACAAAGCAGUGUGUAAAUAACUCAACCUGGAUGGCAUGUACAAAAGCACAUUCUCUAUGCAAGUUCCAUUUGGAAAAGAUCCUUUCUCUGGGACUUCAAAUGUCUUGGGGGAGAAAGUAAUUUUGACAGCGCUUCUCCAGCCUGGCUGCAGCCUAUUGCUUAUUUGGUCUUUCUGGUUUUUGUUUAACCCACACAGAGUUGGGUGGCAGAAAACACAGCUCUCAAACUGCAAGUACACUGCCAGUUUACACAGCUGGCCUCAAAAGGUAAUGACUUUAACCCACAAAUUCCCAUUUCUUCAGGAAAAAGAAUUUAUGCUGUCUCUCAGUUUGCAGCUUCAGUACUCUCAGUAUUAUCACCUGAGUACUCCUCCAGCAUCACUACAGUCAGAGUAUCUCCAGUGAAAAAUAAACAACAAAUACUCUUUCCAUAACACAUUUCCUCUGCCAAGCCUGUCAAUCCUCUAAGGGUUAGUGGGGUUGUUACCAAAAAAACCCUGCCGUUUUUAUUAGCUGAGAAGUAAACUAAUAACCCAAAACAUCUGAAGAAGGCAUGAUUCAUGACAUUUUGUGGUUUCCUGAUGCAAGACAGGGUAUUAAAAACUGUAUAUAGAGACUGCAGAUCCACAUCCCCUGACUCUCUAAGAAGGGUGUGCUCUUGUGGAUCAUGCUUUCAAAACCCAGCUACACUGCUGGGAGUCUACUCUGCAUAAUGCAUCACAUCACAGAAGAAAUCAGAUAGGCAGGAAGAGGUGAGCAAGGGUUGAAAGAAAAAUUAAUACCUUUUGAC
Molecule: messenger RNA, 4851 nt
Organism: Vidua macroura (Pin-tailed whydah)
Lineage: Eukaryota; Metazoa; Chordata; Aves; Passeriformes; Viduidae
Gene: SPARCL1
Product: SPARC like 1
Exons: 9
Coding region: 610-2595 (661 amino acids)
Biological process (GO): anatomical structure development
Molecular function (GO): calcium ion binding; extracellular matrix binding; collagen binding
Source: RefSeq, a predicted model, not a curated record